AUGUCAUUCACUUCCAUUCCCAUCCUCGAUCUACAACUCGCCCAGGACGAGGCCACCAAGCCCGCGUUCCUCCGACAGCUGCGCCACGCCCUCCUAGAAGUCGGCUUCUUGUAUCUCCGGAACGCAGGCAUCCCAGACGAGCUGGUCCAAGAUGUCAUCUGCAAGGGCAAAGGGUUCUUCGACGUGCCCCUCGAAGAGAAGCUCAGGAUCGAGAUGAGAAACGCCAAGUCAUUCCUGGGGUACUCUCGGCUCGCUGCCGAAGUCACGGCCGGCGAAACCGACCACCGCGAACAGAUUGACCUGUCCACCGAGCAUACUGUGCCGCUGCCGAGCGCGCCUCUGUACCACAACCUCCUGGCGCCUAACCAGUGGCCGGACGAGACGUACGCGCCUGGCUUCCGGGCCACGUACACCGAGUACAUGAGGCGCAUGGGCAGCAUGUCCAUCUACUUCACGUCUCUCAUCGCCGAGGCAAUCGAGCUGCCUAGCGACGCGUUCAACAAGUACUUUGACGAGGACCAGCAGCACAAACUCAAGAUAGUAAAGUACCCUGACAUGGGGGAGCUGGGGGCCGAGGGUGAGGGCGAGGGCCAAGGGGUCGGGCCGCACAAGGACAGCAUGCUGACGAGCUACCUGCUCCAAGCUACGCCGCACCGUGGCUUGCAGGUGCAAAACGUCCAAGGGGAGUGGAUCGACUGCCCGCCGAUUGAUGGCACGCUGGUGGUGGCGAUAGGGCAGGGCAUGGAGGCGUUGACGCAGGGCGUCUGCGUGAGCACGACGCAUCGAGUGCUGUCGCCGUCUGCCGGGUCCGGGGCCAGGUAUUCCAUCCCAUUCUUCCAGGGGGCCAAGCUCGACGCCGAGUUUGACGAUUUGGAGACGGUGGGCGUGGGCAAGGUGCCCGAGGAUGUGAAGGAGCAGAGGAGGCGGGUUGUCGAGCGGUCGGGCGGGAGGAUUGAUGAUGUCGAGUUUACCUUUAGGGCGGGGGCGGCGGCCAGGACGUUGGGCGAGGCUACGCUGAGAAACAGGGUCAAGAGCCAUCCGGACGUUGGGGAGAGAUGGUAUCCGCACAUCUUGAGGGCCAUCAGGGAGGAGCAGGCUGCGGCAGCCAAGAGGAGCGCUGCAGAGAAGGGUUCAGCUGCUGGUGCUGCUCCCAGGGCGGUCGAGGCUCAUUGA
This is a messenger RNA of Metarhizium album ARSEF 1941, 1173 nucleotides long. Its product is annotated as Oxoglutarate/iron-dependent oxygenase. Gene Ontology annotation, molecular function: dioxygenase activity. NCBI's taxonomy places the organism in Eukaryota, Fungi, Ascomycota, Sordariomycetes, Hypocreales, Clavicipitaceae. The coding region runs from base 1 to 1173 and encodes 390 amino acids. The transcript is spliced from 2 exons. The record is from RefSeq and is a predicted model, not a curated record.